UUUUUACGCACCAGCAGGCUCAGAGGAGAGAACCAGAGAACGCGUCCUCUCUUCCCCCCCACCCCCCUCUACAUUUAUUUUCGUUUAGCCCCUGCUUAUCCUUUUCCACCCAUUUGGACUAACUAACACUGCCAUUGGAGCUAUAUAUUCGCCGCCCGCAAGCGUUCUGGAAUAAUAGACGUGUUGCGCAACGACGAGAUGACAUUUUUACCUACCGUGAUUGUGCUAAAUGCUACAUUAGAGUGACGACGUGCCGGGCAGCAGCCUACACAUGGAGUCCAGGGUUCCUCACCACAUCCCCGGAGUGUCCUCCUCCAUCAUAGCCCAGCCUUUGCUGGACACCCAAGUGCCCUACGGCCACUUGCAGCACAGCCCCACCAUUUACCCCAUCGAUCAGAUCAAGUCCUCUCACAUGGAGAACGACUACAUCGACAGCCCCGCCGUCAUCUCCCAACAGCCGCCGAGCCAGAAGGCGGCGAGCAGGCGGCUCAAUUGGGCGGGUCCCAACCACGACGGGCUCCUGGGAGGCAACCACAACAACCAUCACAAUCACCAACACCACCACCAGGGCCGGUGCGAGCCUCACCAUGACACCACCACACAUCCGUGGAUCUCCUUCAGUGGGAGGCCCAGCUCAAUAAGCAGCAGUAGCAGCACAUCGUCUGACCAGAGGCUGCUGGAUCACGCUGCACCUACCCCCACCGUGGACCACCACCCUCGCCUGUACCCCCACCAAGGUCUCGUCAACACAAUCACCACCCGAACUCCGAGUUGCUUGGCAUCCUCGGAGCCCAAAGUCCUUAAUUCCUCUUCUUCUACUUCCUCCUGCAACUCCUCCUCUAAAUCCCUGGACCUCAAGGCUGGGAAACUGCCCACAGGGGGCCAGCAGGGGUUGGCACUGAUCCCGUCCUCUAUGGCUGAGAAGAAGCACCUCCUCCUCUGCGAACACUGCGGGAAGUGCCGAUGCACCGAGUGCACCCUUCCCCGGACCCUGCCUGCCUGCUGGGUCUGCAACCAGGAAUGCCUGUGCUCGGCUCAGAACAUGGUGGACGCAGCGACCUGCAUGUGCCUGGUCAAAGGGAUCUUCUACCACUGCACCGAGGAUGAGGAUGACGAGGGCUCCUGCGCCGACAAGCCGUGCUCAUGCUCGCAGGCCAACUGCUGCGCGCGCUGGUCCUUCAUGGCUGCCCUCUCCAUCUUUCUGCCUUGUCUGGUGUGCUACUUGCCGGCUACAGGCCUGGCCAAACUAGGACAAAAGUGCUACGACAAUGUCAGCAGGCCCGGCUGCCGCUGCAAGAACUUGCAGGGCGUUGUCCCGGCGUGUAAAAACAGCCCUGUGGAAGCAAAAGCAGGAACACUUGAGAAGCAGCAGCAGGGGUCGUGAUACCGGGACAUCCUGUCUCGCGUAGGCCUUGUUUAAAAACAAGAUGGACAGCACCACAGUACUUGUUCAAUCUGUAGGGACCCCUAAACCAAUCCCAUUAAUCUGCUGGAAGAUUCUGAAGCUGACUUGUGUGAAACAAAAGGUACUUAAAUAGCUGCUUGACCUAUGUUUUGAAAGGCUGGAAAAUCUGAGCGUUGGCCGGUAGGAAGUGUCGACAAACUCUUGGGUGAGAUGCUACCGCCCAAGGACCGCAGUUUGGGUGGUUUUGCGAGGACGAACGGAGGCACAUUGUACCCUCAGUUAAUUUUUAUAGCUAACCAUAAACUGACCCACGCGAUAAUACAUAGAGGUUAGACUAUAGAGAUAAAUAUCUACAGUAUCUACCCCUGCCCUGAAAAGCACAGCCCAGUGUCCAUCUUUGAACACCUACAGUUGAAAUAUGCUAUCUUGGUAAUGCUAGUAUUCCAUUUAUCUUCACAGAUUUUCAUUUUAAAAAGUCCCCUUAAUGUUUCGAGAAGCAAAAUUGUCACCGUUUUUCAGAAAGUGAGGCUGAGACCAUCUAACUGAGCUCACGGGGGCUGAUCUUGAAUCAGUUUCAAGGUUACCUGCCAAUGUAUCGUAGACCCAAACCUUCUCAGGGAAUGUCCUCUAAAGACCCAUGAUAUGUGCUGCAUUCGAGACUUCCUGGGAAGUUGGAAAUAUGCUAUUAGGAGCGUAGACCUCAAAGUGCUUUGGGGGGGAAAUCAAGUAGUACCAACCGGAUUAAGUGGAGAACAAGUCGUUAUAACAGAUUGUGUGAUGCCACAUGGUUAGACAGUAUCUGUGAAUUUGAUUUCGAAGUUGGAACUCCUGACUUCGAGAGGCGUUCUGAUGCACUUUUUUUUUUUUUACAAGUUGUAGGUCCGAAAUCUCCUACUUCCCAGUUUUUUUCAAAUGAAGCGUAUGGGUUCCUAAACUAUGAUCUACUUCCUGUUUGCACAAAAGAAGGUGCAAAAGAAAGAAAUGGAGGACAAAAAGGUGAUAGCUAAUAACCAUGAAGUGGAGAAAAACAAUUUCCAGAAAUGCGUUUUCCGCGGGAAGGGGGCGGGGCUGAAGGCAUAGUGAUUGGUUAGAAUUAAACCUGCCACUUGCACAACCCUUUUUUUUUUUUUUAUUAGGUCAAAGCUAACCCCUUAAAGAACACACUAAAGCACACGAUGAACCACCUCAGCUGUUCCGAGGUAUGUGCGCUACUUUUAGCACGGCCCGAGUGUCUUCAUUGUCAUUAGUGCUGCAUAGCAUUCUUUUAAAGCCUUUUUUUGUGGCUUGCAUGGGGAUUUUUUUGUUUUUCAUUUUGCCAAAGGAAGCGAACUUAUGGUAGCAUGUCAUCGCUGUCCGAGGUGAUCACCACAGUGGUAAUGCACAAACGGGGAUGGGAGGAUGACGACACCCGUUUCCCCCCCAAGAAAAUGGGGGCGAGGGGAAGCAUGCUGCCCUACGCGAUCUUUGUACCUCUUUUUUUCACGGUAGACUGCUAAACUCACAAUUGUCUUGUUGCACAAAGCUGAUUACACACUGUCCAUCGAAUGUAUGUGGCAAUAUUGACAAAAUAAAUAUAUAUAUGUUUAGAAAAAGGUGCCAAAAUCAGUGAAGAAGAGUGGCAGUUCAUAGAUGAAAACUCACAGACGAUAUGUUUAGUAAUAGAAGCUAUGCAGGUGAACAAGUUAUUUGCUGUAAAUAGUUUCAUGAUGUUUGUGUUCUUUAGAGAAGACUUAAAUGUCCUUGAAAGGUUGCAUGGUACACUAUAACUUCAACUCAGUACAAAAUACAUAGAGAAUAUAAUAGAUAUAUAUUUUGAGGGUAGGGAAGGAAAAAUAAAAAUAACGUUUUUGAGACUUUGUGCGAGAAGACGCACUUGAAUAAGAAGAAAAAAAUGUGCUCUGCAAUAAAAUAAAAUCAAAAGAAAAAUUGGAAAAACUCCUGCUGUUGAUGGCUCAUUAGCAGACAAAGGCUAAGCUAACUCCCUCGCCUUUGUAGAGUGCACCAAGGGAACACAAUCCACCCAUGUCUGGAUCGAACCAUUUCCUGCUGCUUCCCCCUCUUUUCAGUCUCUUGAUUGACAAAUACAGCUGCUGUGCAUGCAUUUGUGCCACAGCUCAAGGUUGUGUUACUGCCGCCUGUUUUGCCUGCCUUUCCCAAAUUGCGCAUUUUGAAAGUUGCCUCGCUUUUACAUUAGACAUUUGACAUAAAUCCUUAAAAUGCCAAUACUAUUAUUGUGUGUCUGUGUGGAAGGGGUGCGGAGGGCGGGGGUUAUUCUACAUCCCCAAUCACCCUCUCCACCUGUGUCGUUCACUUUAGGCCCAUUGACACUGAUUAUUCCUUUGUAACAGCAAUGUUGGGGGGCGGGGGGGGGGCGAAGAAAUCUGUGCUUUUUUUUUCGGGAUAUAACAGAGGACAAAUGCUCUCAUAUAAAAGGUUUCCCUUUAUAGAUAUAUUUAUUUUGAAGUUCUAUUUUAUAUAGUAUUUAUUUAGAUGCCAACUUUUUGUUUGUGAAGAAAGCUUAUGUUGAAAUGGAAUGUACAUUGACAAUGGAAAUAUAUAUUGUUAAAUACA
Molecule: messenger RNA, 3976 nt
Organism: Syngnathoides biaculeatus (alligator pipefish)
Lineage: Eukaryota; Metazoa; Chordata; Actinopteri; Syngnathiformes; Syngnathidae
Gene: spry4
Product: sprouty homolog 4 (Drosophila)
Exons: 2
Coding region: 272-1384 (370 amino acids)
Biological process (GO): multicellular organism development; animal organ development; negative regulation of Ras protein signal transduction
Cellular component (GO): cytosol; membrane
Source: RefSeq, a predicted model, not a curated record